Brassicogethes aeneus is the source of this 480-nucleotide messenger RNA. NCBI's taxonomy places the organism in Eukaryota, Metazoa, Arthropoda, Insecta, Coleoptera, Nitidulidae. The record is from the annotation of a GenBank genome assembly.
CAAACUGGUUAUCUGUCAAAGAUUGAUUUGUAGGUUGUGUUUUUAUUUGAAUCAACAAGAAUAAUACUUUUUAUUGCAUUUAUCCAGUAAAGUUGCUGCAUAUAAAUUGCCAUUAUGAUUGAAAUAACUUGCAAUGACCGUUUGGGCAAGAAAGUGAGAGUGAAAUGCAAUCCAGAUGAUACAGUUGGGGAUUUGAAGAAGUUAAUUGCUGCGCAAACUGGUACAAGAUGGGAUAAAAUUGUCUUAAAGAAAUGGUACACAACUUUUAAAGACCACAUCCAAAUUCAAGAUUAUGAAAUUCAUGAUGGAAUGAACAUUGAAUUAUACUACCAGUAAAUAGGCUUAAUUUUUAUAUAUGAAUGUAAUUUUAAUGUAAGUUAAUAAAUGAAACUCAUAAGUAUACAAAUUAAUAAUAUUUAUUACAAACAGAAAAAUAAUUUAUUUAUAAAAUGUAACAUUUUAAUAAAUAUAAGAUUUGUC